Molecule: messenger RNA, 3312 nt
Organism: Scheffersomyces stipitis CBS 6054
Lineage: Eukaryota; Fungi; Ascomycota; Pichiomycetes; Serinales; Debaryomycetaceae
Product: mRNA-binding U2 snRNP complex subunit
Exons: 1
Coding region: 1-3273 (1090 amino acids)
Biological process (GO): spliceosomal complex assembly
Cellular component (GO): catalytic step 2 spliceosome; U2 snRNP; U2-type prespliceosome
Molecular function (GO): mRNA binding
Source: RefSeq, a predicted model, not a curated record
AUGGCUCCAGGUCUUGCAAAGAAACGAGAUUUGGUAGGCUCGUACACGAUUUCUAGUGUGCUAUCGGAGGAACUUCGGAAAGAGCACAAACAUGAAGAUUCUAUUACCUCAGCCAAGCUCCAGGAGCUGAUAGUGAAAAAUGACUAUACCCGGAAAUCGCUUCAUGGGAAUGCAUCGUUGGACUUCGAUAAGACGAUGUCAUAUAAGGAGAUUAUGGAACAGCGAGAGUUUGAACGAGAAGAAGUCCGAGUCAAAAAAUUGAUAGAGAAGAAGAAACAAGAUAAUAGUCUCCAAGAACCAGAGCAGAUUCUUCGGAGAAAGCGUAAAAGACGGUGGGAUGUGACUCCUGAAGAAUACGAAAGAACGAAUAACGUUGACUCUAACCAAUUGAGUUUGGUUUCUGAAGCAGAUGCUGAAGCUUCGAAGUUCUUGCAGAAAAUUCUUGAAUCAAAUCAAAAGCUCCCCGUAGUAAAUGGAAUUCCUCUAACAGAUGAAAUUCUUGACAAGAUUCUUCCUGAUGGGUUCAAAAAGGUUACACCACCAGAUGGUUACAAGCCAGAUGUAGAUAUUGCCCCAGAUUUAGACUACUAUGUACCUCCUGAAGUAAGUCAAGAUCUUGUAGCAGCCAGAGCCAUGGAGAGCCAGAUUCCCACAGAUAUACAAGGAGUAACAGGACUUGAGUUCUUCAAACAGGAAGACAUGAAGCAUUUUGGUAAGUUGACCACCAUAAAAGACACUGAGGGACUCUCUUCUGAGGAAAAAAACGAGAUCAAUUCCAUGAAACUCUUGUUGAAAAUCAAGAAUGGCUCACAGAUCACAAGAAAAAGAUCUUUGCGUAGACUUACCGAUAAUGCCAGAAAAUUCGGUCCCAAGGUGAUCUUCUCACAAAUUCUUCCUAUUUUACUUGAGCCCAACUUGGGUGACCAGGAAAGACAUGUGCUCGUCAAACUUGUAGGUAGGAUCUUGUUUCAAUUAGAUGAUCUCGUACGUCCAUAUACUCAAAAGAUUCUAUCGGUGAUCUCUCCGAUGCUUAUAGAAGAAGAUUUCACUUUGAGAUUAGAAGCCAGAGAGAUUAUUUCGGCAUUGACAAGAGCGGCAGGUUUAGCCAACAUGAUUUCGACAUUAAGGCCCGAUAUCGAUCAUGCUGAUGAAUACGUGAGAAACAUCACAUCUAGAGUAUUUGCGAUAGUAGCAAAUACACUCGGGUUGCAGACAUUUUUCCCAUUUUUAAAGGCUGUUCUCAAGUCCAAAAAAAAUUGGAUGGCUAGGCACACCGGUAUCAAAAUAGUUCAACAACUCUGUAUAUUAUUGGGAGGAGGCAAUGGAACGUCCAUUUUGCCUUUCUUGACUCAGUUGGUAGAUAUUCUCAAACCUAGCUUGUCAGACGAGGUUCUCCAGGUGAGAACUAUCACAGCACUCACUUUGGCGCAACUAGCGGAUAACGUAAAGCCUUAUGGAAUUGAAUCGUUCGAAACAGUUCUAGAGCCAGCUUGGUUAGGUUUGAAACAUCAUAGAGGUAAAGGUCUUGCCAGUUUCUUGAAGUGUAUUGGAGCAAUUAUUCCAUUGAUGCAGCACGAUAAAAAUUACGAAGAGUACUCUAAUUACUAUACGAAAGAGAUUACCAACAUUAUGACGCGUGAGUUCAACUCACCGGACGAUGACAUGAGAAAGUCGAUAUUACGUAUCAUGUUAGACUUGCCAUUAUCCAGACAUCUUAUCACCAAAUAUAGACUGGAAUUGAUCAACCCCUUCAUGAAAUCUUUCUGGAAUAGAAGAACUGCGUCUGAUUCACAGCAGAUAACAAGGCUAGUAGUUGAUGUCACCGCUGAGUUGGGCAAAAAAUUCGACUUUUUGGAAGUCUUCGAAGCCAUUGUCAUUUUCACCAAGGAUGAGAAUGAACAACUUAGAAGGGUCGCCAUUGCUGCGAUCAAUAAGAUGAUAACCUCUUCUCCUGAAGAACUUAUAGCCCUAGACUCUCAACUCGAGGUCAAAUUAGUGGAUGGUGUUUUAUUUGCAUUCCAAGAACAAACCGUACAACACAAAAUCUAUUUGCAAGGUUUUGGUGCUGUUGCCACUGCUCUUAAUGUUAGACUAAAACCUCAUUUGAAUUCCAUCAUCAGUACCAUCUUGUACCGAUUAAAAAACAAAUCCCCUGAAAUAAGACUUCAAUCAUCUGACUUGAUAGCCAUAAUUGCUCCUGUUAUAAAACAAUGUUCAGAAGGUGACGAGAACGUAUUGUACAAGCUUAUUUUGAUAUUGUACGAAUCAUUAGGAGAAGUAUAUCCUGAUGUGUUGGGUUCUAUUAUUAAUGCCUUAUAUGCUUGUAUUGAUGCUCUUGACAAAUCGAGUUUAUAUGUGAUGUCUAACCCUUCGAUAAACCAAAUCUUGCCAACCUUGACACCUAUCUUGAAGAAUAGACAGGAAAAGGUCCAGGAAGCAUGUAUCAAGUUGGUUGGUUUGAUAGCACAGAAGAAUGCGGAAACUAUCAAUGCAAAGGAAUGGAUGCGUAUAUGUUUUGAAUUGUUGGAAAUGCUCAAGUCUCCCAAGAAAAGGAUCAGGGUCGCGGCCAAUGAUAGUUUUGGAUACAUCGCUAAAACCAUUGGACCUCAGGAUGUCAUUGUGAUGUUAUUGAAUAACUUGCGAGUUCAAGAACGUCAAUUGAGAGUUUGUACUGCUGUUGCAAUGGGAAUUGUUGCAAAGACUUGUGCACCAUUUACAGUACUUCCUGCAAUUAUGAACGAGUACAGAAUUCCCGAUAAAAAUGUCCAGAAUGGUGUCUUGAAGGCUCUUAGUUUCUUGUUUGAAUAUCUCGAUGGAAAAACAACGAAAGAUUAUCUAUUUGCAAUCACUCCUUUGUUGGAGGACGCCCUUACCGAUAGAGACCAAGUACAUCGUCAAACAGCAGCAACUGUGAUAAAGCACGUGGCUCUAAACUCUGUAGGAUUGGCUAAUAUUGACUAUCAUGAAGUGUUUAUCCACUAUUUGAAUUUGAUAUUGCCCAAUGUGUUUGAAACGUCUCCACACGUGAUUUCUCGUAUCUUGGAAAGUAUUGAUGCUUUGAGGGUUGUUCUUGGAACUGGAAUCUUUGUCAAUUACUUAUGGGCUGGUUUAUUCCACCCAGCUAGGAAGGUGAGAUCACCAUAUUGGAAGCUCUACAAUUAUGCCUACAUGCAAAACAGUGAUUCUCUUGUGCCAUACUAUCCACAAAUUGAGAAUUUGUCUGAUGAUGAUACUGUUGAAUAUCACAUAGAAGAGUUGGACUUAUUCCUUUAACGACAUAUACGUAAUUACUAAUGCUACCUAUUCAAAGUU